Staurois parvus is the source of this 459-nucleotide messenger RNA. The record is from the annotation of a GenBank genome assembly. NCBI's taxonomy places the organism in Eukaryota, Metazoa, Chordata, Amphibia, Anura, Ranidae.
AUGGGCCCCCGUACCGCCUCCUCAUGCUGCUGCCAGGCCCGUAAUCUGCCAUGGGCCCCUGUACCGCCUCCUCAUGCUGCUGCCAGGCCCGUAAUCUGUCAUAGGUCCCUGUACGGCCUCCCAUUGCUGCUGUCUCCAUCGCCACACUCUGCCAUGUGCCACUUUCAGGUCUCCUCACACUGCUGGUGGGUUCCAUUUUGUCAUAGGGUGCUGGCAGAUUACGGGCCUCCCAUUGCUGCUGCCAGGCCCGUAAUCUGCCAUGGGCCCCCGUACCGCCUCCUCAUGCUGCUGCCAGGUCCAGAGUGUCUCAUGGGUCCCUGUACGGCCUCCCAUUGCUGCUGUCUCCAUCGAUCGCCACACUGUGCCAUGUGCCACUUUCAGGUCUCCUCACACUGCUGGUGGGUUUCAUUUUGUCAUAGGGUGCUGGCAGAUUACGGGCCUCCCAUUGCUGCUGCCAGG